Messenger RNA from Kluyveromyces marxianus DMKU3-1042, 798 nucleotides. It is a transcript of the gene GIR2, whose product is annotated as Gir2p. Gene Ontology annotation, molecular function: protein binding. Gene Ontology annotation, biological process: cytoplasmic translation. NCBI's taxonomy places the organism in Eukaryota, Fungi, Ascomycota, Saccharomycetes, Saccharomycetales, Saccharomycetaceae. The transcript has a single exon. The record is from RefSeq and is a predicted model, not a curated record. Bases 1 to 798 code for a protein of 265 amino acids.
AUGGACUACCAAGAGGAACAGAAGCAGGAGUUGGAGAUUUUGGAGUCGAUAUACCCGGAUGAAUUGACGGUUUUGCAAGCAGAGUAUCCAGGCAUUCAGCUGCAGAUCGAUGUGACGGUGGACCCAGUGCCGAUGGAGAACUCGUCAUAUACGGUGGAUUCGAUUUCGAACAGGCAUAUUUUGCAUGUGAGGUUUACGUUGCCCGACAAUUACCCAGAUGAGGCACCUGUGAUUGAUAUUGAGCCCGAAGAAGUGCCAAAGUUUAACAGAGGAGAUGGGAGCGAUGAGGAAGAAGAGGAGGAAAACGAAGUGGAAUACGACGACCAUGGGAACCCUAUAGUGUCAGACUUUGAGAACUUGCCCGAUAAGAUCCACUUUGACGAGUUUGUGGAGGAGUGCGUAGAGAAGUUGAACUUGCAAGUGGAGGAAGACAUGCUUCUUGGGAUGCAGAUGUGUUUUGCGUUGGUGUCGAAUAUCAAGGAUGCAGCCGAGCAGUGGUUCCAGGAAAGGUUGAGCGAGUUGGAGAAGGAGCACGACAGAAUGCUACUGGAGAAGGAGCAAGAGGAGCAGAAGAAGUUUAGGGGCACGAAGGUGACGAGGGAGACGUACUUAGCAUGGAGAUCGAAGUUUAGAGAGGAGUUCGGGUUAGACGAAAGAGAUGCGCAGAGACGGCUACAGGCGCACCAGGGGAGGUUGUCUGGUAGACAGAUUUUCGAGCAAGGGCUUGCUGGGGACGAAGACAUGGCCGAGGACGAGGAGUCUGUUGUAUCGGAGGGAGUCAAGGCUCUUGCUGUGUGA